Molecule: messenger RNA, 2226 nt
Organism: Notodromas monacha
Lineage: Eukaryota; Metazoa; Arthropoda; Ostracoda; Podocopida; Cyprididae
Source: the annotation of a GenBank genome assembly
AUGCCAUCCAAACUCCAAGCUCUGCUUCAUGCUUGUGCCAGAGUGAUUGAAUUAGCAGUGAAACUCAAAAUCCCCAAAGAACUGCGAAAAGAGAUUGAAACACUUCAAGAGGCAUCAAAUGAGGUACAACAAGAAGUGAACUUUACUCAUCCAAAUUCACCACAAGUGCAACUCAUCACAAAUGAGGGAAAAAGCCUCCAGAACCCAGCAGCAGCUGUCAGCAGCAGUGUUGUGAUCCAUCAGGAGGGUUCUGUGACUGUCAGCAGGAAAACCCCAGGGUUAUUUGGAAGGAGGAACAAGUUAUUCAGCUCAGUGAGUUAUGCCAGGGUGACACAGACCCAGUUGGACUUGUAUCAGGAUGAGGUUGCAGAAACACCUUCAGUCAGUCUUGCUCUCAAUGGCUCCCAAGUGGCAGUCACCAGUGGACCAAAGCAACCUGUGCGCACAGAAGAGUUCUCUGUCCUUCUGCCCAAUGGUGACAUUUACUUGGCAAGUAGAGUUACCUGCAUCGCACAACAGUUGUACUCUUGGAUCAGCUCCAUCACCCAAGCUGGAGGCAAAGAGGUUCAGCCUGAAGAACUCUCUGACAACAAUAGGAAACAGGAUUCUCCCAAGUCUUCUGCAUCAUCAUCAUCAUCAUCAUUGUUUGGUCCACCAGCAGCAGCAUCAAAGGCUCAACUGGAACAAAGGGAAAGAAAUGUGCCUCAAAUUGACAAUGUACCAAAACCAAAGAUGUUCAAGGGAUUCCAGGGGGCAUCUCAUCAUCAGGAGCCAAUCAAAGUGGAACCUUUUCAACCAGCAUCAAUCAAACAACAAUCAAAGGGUUCCCAACAACAAAAGCAGCAGCAGGAUGAUUAUUAUGACAACUUCAAUAAUGACACCAUGGAAGACACUUGGAAACUCAAAUCAGAAGCAACCCCAAUCAUGGCCAACACAACUGGUUCCCAACAACAAAAGCAGCAGCAGGAUGAUUACUAUGACAACUUCAAUAAUGACACCAUGGAAGACACUUGGAAACUCAAAUCAGAAGCAACCCCAAUCAUGGCCAACACAACUGAAGACCCAAUUGAUGAGGCUUAUUAUGCAAAUUCCAAUGACUUGAGGCCUGAUGAUUCCAAUUCAGAAGCCAAAUUAACAAUGAUGAACAAAGGCAAUCUGCCUCCACUUCCAUCAGAGGAAAUUUCAGAUGACGAAGACUAUGCUUACAUACCAGACUUUCUCCAACAGCAACCAAAAACCGAAGCAGUUGUACAUGUGAAAUUGACACUGCAUAUGGGGGGGUUGACAGAUUGGAUCAGGUCUCGGGGACUUCCAGAAAUACCAAAGGAUGACAAAAGCUCAAGCACUGCUCAUGCUGAUGAGGAUGAAUCACAAGACGACAACAAGAACAUCACUCCCAUUUCUUCAGAAUCAAGUCUGAUCGAUGAGGAAGAUGAAGAGACGUACGCAGACUGUGAUUCAUUCCCUCAUCCAGCAUCAAGGGCUGCUGAUGAUACAGUGCCUCUGCCACAGUCCAAUGCUCCCAACCACUGGCCUUUGCCUCCAAUCCCUGGAAAAUAUGAACACCUGGAAGCCAGUGACAAUAACCUGGGUCAUGAGAUGAAACUUCCUGAACCAACAUCAGCGCCAACGUUGAAGCCCUGGAUGAACCUGGAGGUAGCUUCAUCAUCAGGAAUGGAACCUGCUGGUAAACAACAGAAAAGUGGAUCUCUGGCAUCCAAUCAAAAAGCACCUCCAACCUUACCAGCAAGAAAAUCUUCACUCCACCAUCAGCAAACAACAAUACCUGCUGCUCUUCCACAGCAAGAGCAAUACCAAAAGAAUCCAACUGCCAAUAAGGUGUCUUCCAAGAUCCUUGCACUCCAGGCACAAGUUGGCAAAGACAGGGAAGCCAGCAGCAAUCCAGCACCACCACCCAUUGGUUUUCCCAGGAGUCCCAAGGAUAAUAAACUGUCUCCAAAUAUGCUUGCACUUCAGGCAAAAGUGGGCAGAGUUUUGCUGGAACCUGCCCCUGCUGAUGGUCCACCAAGUGGUUCAAGGGGCACCGUCAGGUCUGAAGAACCAGCACCAAUACCACCACCAGUACCAACCAAGGUGUCCAGCAGAGAUAAUCCAGGAUUUGGAGGAAUGUCAGAAAGUCCCAUUAGACCAACAUCUUUCUUGCACUCCACAAAGAAACGCAUUGACUACACUGCCAGACCUUUGCCACCACCUCCACCAAACUGA